Messenger RNA from Argiope bruennichi, 897 nucleotides. Its product is annotated as coiled-coil-helix-coiled-coil-helix domain-containing protein 2-like. Gene Ontology annotation, biological process: mitochondrion organization. Gene Ontology annotation, cellular component: mitochondrion; nucleus. The transcript has 4 exons. The coding region runs from base 193 to 633 and encodes 146 amino acids. Lineage: Eukaryota; Metazoa; Arthropoda; Arachnida; Araneae; Araneidae. The record is from RefSeq and is a predicted model, not a curated record.
GGUAAGAGAGAUCAGAAGUGAAGAAUUGCGUAGAAGUUGAAUUUCGGUUUGAGACGUGAAAUUUGCUCAUUGAAAUAUUCUUUUAAUGCGCUUUAUUGUCCAAAAGGUCAUUGAAAGAGCAUUACAGAUUUUCCUUAAAGUUUGAUAUUUUUCAGAAUUGCUGAUACUAUUCUGUCGUUUUUGUUGAUCAGCAUGCCUAGACGAGGAAGGUCAUCUCCCAUGAGGUCUGCUCCAAGACCAUCUAGUAAUGUACCUGCCAGAGCUCCUCCUCAACAGCCAGCACCUGUUGCUCAGCCUCCUCCACCAAUGGCAGCACCACAACAGCCUGGACUUUUUGCUCAGAUGGCAACAACAGCUGCUGGUGUUGCUGUUGGCUCGGCUGUAGGCCAUACAAUUGGUCAUGCCUUAACUAGUGGAGGUGGAAGUGCUGCUGAAGCUGCACCUGCUGCAGUUGCAUCCCCUGCUGCUGCUCCAACCCAGGCGCCAGCUCCUCAACAGAAUGCCUGUCAGUUUGAAUUCAAACAGUUCCUGGAAUGCACUCAAAAUCAGAGUGAUAUUAGUUUAUGCCAAGGUUUCAAUGAAGUCUUUAGACAGUGUCAACAAGCAAAUGGUUUGGCACCACAGUUGAGCUGAAUGGUAGAUAUAGUAGAAGAAAAGAUGUGAAAAACAAAUUAUAAUUUUAUGUAGCAUUAUUAAUUUUGUAGCCUUGUUACAUGUACCUGGUGAUGAAUAAAAUGCUGCAGAUCAAAUUUUAUUUAUUAAGCAUAUUAAAUUCUGCACGUUAUACAUUCAAAGUCAUUGUAGCCUGGCCUUUUUAAAGAGUCAACUUGAACUUUGUUUUAUAUUGCAGAUUGUUAGAUAUAUUAGUCAUAUUUAGUAAUAAAGGUUUUACUUGUU